CUUUCAAUUGAUUACAAAGUGUUUGACAUUUAAUGUGAAGUAUAUUUUGAUUGAAUGAAUGGAUGAUAAUUGACAAGUGAUUGACAAGUGAUGGCAUUUCUUCAGUGGCGAAGAUUCAACUUCUUUGACAAACAGAUCCUUAAAGAGGAGACCAAUCCAUUGCAUGAGUUGUUCACUAAAACAAAGAUCACGUGCUCGAGCUCUGGCGGCUCUCACGUGAUUCUGGGCGACAAUAAUGGUUGGAUCCAUAUUAUGGACCGACAGCUGGAGUACACGUCGUUCUUGGCCUACAAGGAUGUGGUCAGUCAUUGCCAUCAAGUGAUCUCUUCGCCAUAUCUGGUGACAGUGGGUGUGGACGAGACGGGCAGCGAUCCGGCGGUGAAGAUAUGGAAUCGCGAGAAACUGAACUCAGACGGAGUGCCCCAUUGCUGUCGUGUCAUACGACUGGCCACCGGACAGGAGGACCCGUCGCCGGUGACCGCCAUCGACGUGUUGGACACAAUGAUGAUGUGCAUCGGCUUCGGCAACGGAAAGCUAAUGAUUCUUCGCGGAGACAUCACUCGCGACAAGAAUUGCAAACACAAAACAAUACCCAUCUCUUCCAACGCUAUCACUGGUCUCUCGUUUAAGAACAACUCUUUGCACAAUAUUAAGACACAUCACAAACAGAUUGUUCUCUUCAUUUCGACCACAAAAGAGAUAAUGAGUUAUAACCUAACCGUUAGGGAUAAGGAGAUGCGCUCAACGCUUGACAAUUUUGGCUGCAAUCCCGGCUGUUGUUGUCUGAAGAGUGAUCCCAAACAACUGGAAGCCCUUUAUAUCAUUGGCCGAAAGGAUGCCAUAUAUUUCUAUCAAAGCGACGAACGCGGGCCGUGUCUGGCCUUUGAAGGCGAGAAACUACUGCUCUAUUGGUACAGAAGUUAUCUCAUAGUGAUUGGCAAAGAGUCUGCAAUGAAUGCCGCCAUUAGUGGUGAGAAAUUAUCGUCGAAUGGAACCGAAAACAUGAAUAUAAUCACAAUUUAUGACAUUUCGCGCAAAUUCAUCGCCUAUUCGUCGCCGAUUCCAUCGGUAUGUCAUGUGUUCGGCGAAUGGGGUUCACUAUAUCUGAUCACAAACGAUGAUCGAGUCGUGUAUCUCAAAGAACGUGACACUCAGACCAAACUCGAGAUGCUCUUCAAGAAGAGUCAGUUCUCGUUGGCCAUAGAGUUGGCGAAGAGUCAACAGUACGACUCCGACGCCCUGUCGGACAUCUUUAAACAAUAUGGCGAUCACUUGUACCGUAAGGGCGAUCACGACGCGGCCAUCGCUCAGUACAUCCACACCAUUGGGCGACUGGAAGCGAGUUAUGUGAUCCGCAAAUUCCUCGACGCCCAACGUAUCCACAAUCUGACCGCAUAUCUGCAGGCAUUGCAUCGCAAGGGUUUGGCCAACGAAGACCACACCACUCUUCUCAUCAAUUGUUAUGUCAAACUGAAGGACAAGACAAAACUGGACCAAUUCCUCAAGAGUGACGAAUGCGACACAAAUAUACUGCAAUACGACGUGGAGAUCGCCAUCAAAGUGCUCCGACAGGCGGGCUAUUACGACAACGCCCUGUAUUUGGCGCGAAGACACAAACGCAACGACUCUUUCCUCAAAAUCAUUUUGGAGGACAAAUGCGACGCAAACGCAGCCAUCGAUUACAUGACACGAAUGGAGUGGACGGAAGUGACCCAAUAUAUGAAGAGAUACGGACGCCUUCUCAUCCACGAAGAACCCGAUAAGACAACACUUCUACUCAAAAAGCUUUGCACUGAUUAUAAACCAUCGGACGACCAUUUGAGUGAAGACGACGUGACCGCAGGCUUAGACGUAUUGUCCGGCAAUACAGCGAACAACAGAUCAAAUCCCGAAGAGUUUAUUCACAUAUUUGUGAAAAACACUCCAAAACUGAUAGAAUUCUUGGAAUUUAUGGCCGAAACUCGUGAGGAAGACUGCUCUCCCGAAGUGCACAACACUUUACUCGAACUCUAUUUGCAGUCCUAUAAGAACGAGAUUAAAGAAGACGGUUUGGCGAUUAAAGAGAGCCAAAUAUUGAAGCUAUUGAAGAGCGGGAAAGCGAAGUACGAGUUGGAACAGGCGAUGGUGUUGUGCCAAAUGAGUCACUUCGACGCCGGACUCCUAUAUCUCUACGAAAAGGCAAAAAUGUUUAAACAGAUUCUCAACUAUUUUAUUGCGAGCAAAGACUCGACUAAAGUGUUGGAGACGUGCGAAAGGUAUGGCAACGACGAGACCAACCUAUGGGUCGACGCUCUCUGGUAUUUCUCCAAGACUGAUGAUAACGACCGCACGAUUCAAGUGUUGAAUGAAAUAGAGAGAAGACGUUUACUUCAGCCCAUAAUGAUUAUUGAGAUACUGUCGCGAAGUGAAUGCGCGACUCUCGCUGUGGUGAAGGAUUACCUGAUCCGAUGGUUAACUCGAGAGAGCGAACAAAUAGCCGAAAACGAGAGACUUAUUGAUCAGUUCAAAGACGACACCGAAAAGAUGCGCCAACAGAUUGAGGACAUGAAGAACAGCCCUAAAGUAUUUCAAGCGACCAAAUGUAGCGCAUGUAAGCAUCCGUUGGAAUUGCCGUCCGUUCACUUCAUGUGCAAUCAUUCCUAUCAUCAGCACUGCUUCGAGAGCUACACAGCGGAGAACGACUCCGACUGUCCGCUCUGUUUACCAGAGAAUCGAAAAAUCUUGAAUCAAAUCCAAUCGCUUGAGAACAACAAGAAUGUGAAUGAAAUGUUUGAAAAGCAAAUUCAAGAAACCGAUGAUUGCUUUAGUCUGAUAUCCGAUUACUUCAGUCAAGGGAUCUUUAAUAGAGUAACACUCGUGACAGACGACGGCAUCUUACAGUCCGGUCCAUCCAAUGCAAGGCCUAAAUCAUUGAAUUUGGUUCAAAAUAAGUAAAUCUAUUAUUGAUUUUGUUAUUAUUAUCAAAUAAA
Medioppia subpectinata is the source of this 2969-nucleotide messenger RNA. Lineage: Eukaryota; Metazoa; Arthropoda; Arachnida; Sarcoptiformes; Oppiidae. The record is from the annotation of a GenBank genome assembly.